This is a messenger RNA of Fusarium coffeatum, 1293 nucleotides long. RefSeq lists its product as uncharacterized. Gene Ontology annotation, molecular function: ferric-chelate reductase activity. The record is from RefSeq and is a predicted model, not a curated record. The transcript has 4 exons. Lineage: Eukaryota; Fungi; Ascomycota; Sordariomycetes; Hypocreales; Nectriaceae. The coding region runs from base 1 to 1293 and encodes 430 amino acids. Gene Ontology annotation, biological process: iron ion transport; copper ion import; intracellular iron ion homeostasis. Gene Ontology annotation, cellular component: plasma membrane.
AUGCAUGCUCAAGCUAAUUGCAUCUGGAAGGCUCUACUAGGUAUCUGCACUGUCUUGCUGCCCACGAGCGCCCUUGCCAGACUUUUACCUUAUGAGCUGGUUCUUCUCUCACACAACACAGUCGCGCUCUCACUGGGAUACAUGGUCUGGUCGCACGUGCCGGCCGACCAACAGCUCGUACGGGCGACCCUGUGUGUGCUUGCCGGUAUCUUUUUAGUUCUAACUCUUGUACGGGCUAUUUCAAUAGCGUACAACAACCACUUUUGGUUUCAAUCUAUCGUGCUGGAACAAAACGGAUGUUCUCGCUACGUACGGAUUAUCGUCAACCUACGAAGGCCGCUCCGCGUGCAGCCAGGGCAAUAUGUCAAGAUAUGGACACCAACCACCAUUUCAUCGGUUUUGCAAAGCCAUCCAUUCACGAUAGGCAACUGCUCCUCUGAAAAUGAAAGAGAGUUGAGGAUUGUUGUCGAAGUCAAGAACGGAUUCACAAGGAAUCUAAAGGACCUGGCCGAGCGAUGCAUGACCUCGAACAUUGCCAUCUUUGCUGGUCCGUAUGGUUCUAGGGUUCCCGUUGGGAAUUAUGAGACUGUACUGUUAGUAGCUACGGGCUUGGGCUUCGUUGCACUUUCACCCUAUCUUCAGUGGUUGGUUCGUGCAGCGCAUAACAGCAAGAUUCGCAUAUCACCAGUGCACCUGGUUUGGCAAGUGUCCUCGUGGGAACAAUUUUUCGCAGUGGGGGACCUCCUCGUUCAAAAUAUCGAACUCGAUGACAACAAAGAAGAAAAGAAUGACCGAACGUACAUCAGAACAUCGAUAUUUUACGAAGAAAUAGGCACACCGCCUCAUUGGGCAAAACGAAAAAUUCAUACGAUCAAAAAGAUGACAAAGAACUGGAAUCGGGUUGACUUCCAAGAGCGCCCGAUGCCCCUGUCGGAUAUACUCAGCAACGAGACGAUAACAGAGAGGGGCCGAGACGGUAACAAGAAACCCACGCUUAUAGCAGGAUCUGUUUCUGAUGAUAUCAGAGAUGAUCUCAUUCAGUUUGCAACGAAGAAUUCAGGAACCAUUGAUUUGAUGUUCACAGAUUACCAACCAAAAGAUCAAAGUGAACCCAUGGAAAAUGGUUCUGCCAAUUUAGCGACUUGUGACGGUGACAAACACUCGACAAACGCAGAUAUCUCCCCAGGUAAGCAAACCCCACAGGGUGAGGCAGAUAUCUCCCCAGGUAAGCAAACCCUACAGGGCGAGGCAGAUCUCUCCUCAUAUGUUGGCCGUUAUCAAAGGAGAAUCUAG